Molecule: messenger RNA, 3542 nt
Organism: Ylistrum balloti
Lineage: Eukaryota; Metazoa; Mollusca; Bivalvia; Pectinida; Pectinidae
Product: coiled-coil domain-containing protein 146-like
Exons: 20
Coding region: 87-2969 (960 amino acids)
Cellular component (GO): cytoskeleton
Source: RefSeq, a predicted model, not a curated record
CAUCAUCAAUUUUCACCUGUGCAUCUGCACGCAAGAAGGAUAUUUGAGAUCUAAGAAGCCUCGCAGUAACACAGAGACAACACGCAAUGAGUGAUCGAGGUAGUGAUGAUGAAAGGGAUGAUGAAAAAGAAGAAGAGGAGGAAAGUCCAGGCCAAAAAUAUGAGACUGUUAUCUCUGCCUUGCCUCCACGGGUUGUUCAACAAGAGGAAAGUCAGGUUGAGGUGUCAGCCAGUCCUGCUUUCCAGUGUCUUGAUGAGCUUUUUCAUGAAGGCAAACUCACAGGAACAAAAGUUGCACUUUUGAAAGCAAAGUAUACUGAACUUCAUGAAACACUUAAAAGGACGAGGGAAAGUGAGGCUGCCUUGCUUAACACUGCCAAAGAACAUACACUGGAAUUGGAAAGACAGCGGUCAGAACUUGAGAAGGGAGAUAACUUUCCAGACAGUUCCAAUACAGAGGUCACUAAAAUGAGACAGCAAUUAAUGAAACACAACAAUGAAUAUGCCCAGAUCCAGGAGAGAGAGUACCAACAGCAGUAUGAGCUGGAAACGUUGUCAGAAGAGAAGAAAAUUAUGGAGAGGGAAUAUUCAAGAAUGCCAAAGCAAGGGGAAAUUGAAAAGAAACUGAAGGAAAUACAGGCUGCAUGUGAGGAUAUGAAGAAAGAAAUUGUCCAACGACAAAUGGAAGCUAAGACACUGCGUGAGGAUAUGGACACUACCCAUCGGCAAUGUGCGGCCGAACAGAAGGAAUAUGAUCAACUUAAAUCAGAGAUGGAAAAUCUCAAGGGUGACCUGGUGCAGAUCAACACACUUCCAAACCAGAUAGCCAAAGAGGCUGACAAGUUACAUAGACAAAAACUUGAGGUGGAAAAGAACUUGACAAAACUAGAGGACGAAUACCAAGAGAUCCUAGAGGAAUCAAAAAGUAUGGAAUCCAAGAAGAAUGUUUUACAGACAGAGAAGUUUGACACAGAGUCGGACCUUGCUAAAACCAGGGCCAUGCUUGACCAGAAAGAGAGAGAGUACAACAUGCUUAUCAAAGACUUUGAGUUUGCAAAGGAUAGAGAAGCUGUUCUCAUGGGUGAUAGGUCAACACUUGACAUGAGUUUGAGACACAUACACCUGGAAAAGAAAAACACACAUGAUGUUCAUUCAAGAAAAAGUCGAGAAAAGGAUAGGGAUUUGAGGAAUUUGAAGAAGGCUGAACUCCAGUUCAGAGUCGCUGAAGAAAGUCUGUCACAUACCAAGUCAGUCCACGAAAAAGUCAAAGGACAAAUUGAUUCCCUGCCAAAAGAUGAUGGUACUCUGCAGAAGAAAAGGGAGGAGCUAGCCAAGGAGGUGGAGCACACCAAACGAUCGCUGGCUCAACAGAAUAAUCUGACAGCAGUGGAACAUGUGAAGCUGGAAGCUAGUGCAGCUGAAGAACAGAACUUGUUGUAUGACCAAAGUGAUCUGAGGAUAGAGGUGGUGGAACUUACUCGACUCGCUGCCAUUAAGGCUGAUGAGAGAGAGCAAAAAGCCAGAGAUUUCAUGAGAGCAGAAAUGAGAUUUCACAAAGCCAUCGAAGACCUGAAAACAAAAGAACUUCAAAUACAGGACCAUCACAAGAAACACCAGGAAAUGCAAACCAAAUUGAAAGAGUUUGCAAAGCUUUAUGAGUUGAUUAAAAAUGAGAGGAACAAAUGUGUGAACCUGAUACAGACAAGUACACAGAAGGCGGCCGAGAUGAAAGAAAAGAUCAAAAUUCUUCAGAACGAGAUGGAAAUUCUACGCACAGCCGUCAUGCAGAAAGACAGAGAGCUGCAGAAACACAGAUUAAAACACAUGAACAGUAUUGUGAUGAGAGACAGUUUGAGGAACGAGGUAGCUAAACAAACAAACAUUUACAAUGAUAUGAAAGCCACUGUUGAACAACAGAAAAUGGACUUAAAUAAACUCAAUAAUAUGAUGAACGCAGGUGAGGAGGAAAGCACACGAUUGAGGAACAGAUACUCAAAAGAGGAACAGAAGAGAAAUGACAGAGGUCUGAAGUUGAUAGAAAGGGAAGAAGAAGUAUGUAUCUUCUAUGAAAAAGUGAAUAUUGAAGAACAAAUGAUAAGGAAUGGUAAUGUAGAGCUACAGGCAAAGGAAGAGGAGAUUCGUUUCCUUAAGAUGCAACUGAAUGAAGAGAAGCGUUCAAUAGAAUUACUGAGGAAGAAUAUGCCACGCAAGCAUGCCUUAGAACAAGAGCUUGUUACACUUCAGAUCCAGCUACAACAGUGUCAGGACCGUAUGCUGGACCUAGAGAAGGAACUUGAGAAUCCCUAUGAUGAAACACGUGUACGCUCACUGGAGGGCAAGGACCUGCCACCUGCUGAGUUGCAAGAUAAGAUUGAAAAUUUGGAAACAAGACUUGCAGAGAAGGAGGAACUCUUGUUAGAGAAAGACUUAAUAUUUGAGCAGGUCACACGACUUGCAGGCCGUGUCAAAGUGAAGGCUGAAGAUGGUAAAGACGAUACUCUUGGACUUGCCAAAAAUGUGAAUGCAUUACAAGCUAAAAUUAAAGAUGCAUACAGGAAAAUGAGAGGCCUUGUGGCUGAGCUAUCUAUGAACACAGCAACAGCUCUUCAACUCCAACAGACUUUGAAAGAGAAGGAAGCAGACCUAGAGCAGUGCUACAUCAGAAUGGAGAAGGGCGAGCCACCAUGUGAUGAGUUUGAACGUGACUGGAACAGGUUGAUGGCCAUAGAAGACAGAAUCAUGAGAGACAAAGAAGAAAAUAGAUUGAUUCAAGAGGAGGAGGAACAGUAUAAGAUUGCAGGAGGGACAACCACUACAGCCGACCCCAGACCCAAUGCCUACAUUCCUGAUGAUGACAGUGAACUUCCCAUUCCCAGACCUUAUGGUAGACAUGCACCAUUCAAACCUACAGAAGCAGGAUCUACAAUGCGACAUAUUCGCAAACCUGUACCCAAACCUAUUGAAAUAUAGACCUUCACAUGCUCAUUUUAUUUUGCAGUGAUAAACAUUCUGCUAGAAUACAAAUACAAUUACAGAAAGUAUGAAUUUCCCUAAAUAUGCAAGACUAUGUCUCAUACUUCAUAGUGAUGUCUUCAGCUUUUAAAUUCCAACGCGUCGGAGGUAAAGAUGCCACAAAAGGAGUAAUUUGCACUGAGUUAGGAGGAUAGGACAAAACCAGACAUUUUGUAGGAAAGAUAUUUUACUUACCAGGUAUGUGCUUUAUCUACAAACAGCAUUUCAUUUCCUUAAGGCAUUAUAAGAGUAAAGAGUGGUGAAUGGAGUGAACUUCUCAGGCAGUGCCUUGAUCAGCUAUCAGCAUUGCAUGCAUGUGCCUUGAUGUUCAGCACAGAGAUAUUUUUUAUAUCGGGUACUGAACUUUAAAAGAAAAAUACAAAUUUGAAACCAGAUGCACUGGAUUGUCUUGUUACACACUGUUAUAUGACAGUCUAUCAGUAGCUCCAAAUAUACACAUGGAAGAAGAAGAAUGACAUAUAAGGAACCAUUCCAGCCACAGAGUUCAUGACAUGUGACAUUAUUAUUGAU